Messenger RNA from Aspergillus candidus, 1190 nucleotides. Its product is annotated as putative NADH-ubiquinone oxidoreductase 21 kDa subunit. The transcript is spliced from 4 exons. Bases 96 to 677 code for a protein of 193 amino acids. NCBI's taxonomy places the organism in Eukaryota, Fungi, Ascomycota, Eurotiomycetes, Eurotiales, Aspergillaceae. The record is from RefSeq and is a predicted model, not a curated record.
UGAAUCCGAGGAUGGACCACAGAGAGCCCUCCGGAUAUAACUCCGACUAAACCGAGUUCAACCUUCUCCUGUUUGACAGAGGAUCUUAUACGACCAUGGCCCGCAACGCUUUGAAGGCAGCCAAGGCCGCCUCGAAUGCGGUCUCUAUCAACCAAAAACACACUCUUCAGUCAACCGGAAUAUGGGAGCGUAUUCGUCGCCUGCUUUCCGUGGACCCGAACCGUUCUACUGGUGUCCCCUUGAACUCCCAGUAUCGCCUUCCGACCCCCGGGGCUUUGCCCCCUCUGUCGUACGACGACCCUGUCACCAUUCCGGCAGGAGACAUCGCGGACAACCCUUAUUGGAAGCGUGAUGUUCGAAGGAACUACCCCAGGAUCAGCAAAGUCAACCAGGCGGAUGUUGUUGGUCUGCUUAGUGUGGGUAGCCAAGCGGCUCCCAAAGACGAUGUUCUCCAGAUUGGCGAGGCAGGCGAAAAGCAACUCACCACUGUCAAGCAAGAGGGGGAGGAGCGUGGACUGGCUGGGCUUUUCGAAAAGGAUACAAAGGGUGUGAAGAGCGUUUUGGGUGCUAACGGCUUGCCACCAAUGCCUUGCAACCUGGCUCCCGAGACGACUAAAUACCAAUUGGACCACGAUCAUGGGUAUCCUGAUGUGUAUCCCUGCCGCACGUUUGUUUGAUCACCUGGCUGGGCUGUUACUACCAUUAGACGCUAAAUGUAUUUGCGAUACUUUUUUAUGUUCCUUGUCUAUAUUCCGCCUAAAUUCGCUAAGCUUCCAUUCUUAUCGCAUUCUUUUCUUUCUUUCUAUCCGUUUUUGCCUUUAUAAUUUCGCCCCGACUUGAGGUGCGCGGUGAUUUCUCACCAAUGGGUACGGAUACGCGAUUAACAUUACUAGUAGACGACGCCAUCUCCCAUUUUCUGUCCAGGAAAGACGACUUUAAACCUUUCAGAUUAGGCGGCUGCAAGAUCUAACCAAUCACGGCUCUCCUUAAGACAUGAAUUUCCCUACCAAAAAUAAUCUAGUACUUUGUCUACGUCAUUUACUAAAACACCAUUCAAUUAGAGUGCACCUGCAUGUCUAGUCGAUACAGGACAGCAUGAAUCAUGACCCCGGUUCGGGUUCAGGAUUAAUGUAAAUCUUUCCCCCAACUGUGAGCGUCGCACUGUUGUACAAGACAGGCACCAGCUUGUU